Messenger RNA from Penicillium coprophilum, 2196 nucleotides. RefSeq names its product putative sister chromatid separation protein (Src1). The transcript has 2 exons. The record is from RefSeq and is a predicted model, not a curated record. The coding region runs from base 1 to 2196 and encodes 731 amino acids. Gene Ontology annotation, cellular component: nuclear inner membrane. Lineage: Eukaryota; Fungi; Ascomycota; Eurotiomycetes; Eurotiales; Aspergillaceae. Gene Ontology annotation, molecular function: chromatin binding.
AUGGCGGAUGAACUGGAAUAUCUCCAUCCAGAUUUCGAUCUGAACUCUCUCACUGUCCCUCGUCUCCGGUCCAUUCUCGUUAGCCACGAUAUCCCCUACCCCGCCUCGGCAAAGAAGGCUCAACUGAUCGGCAUCCUCGAAGAUGAAGUCCUGCCGCAAGCCAGAAAGCUCCUGCGCGAUCGUGACACGGUUCGGCGAACUAGUAUGGGGAUUACUGACAUGAGCAGUCGGUCGACAUCCGUGGCCAGCGACGCAAACGACAGAGAGUCAAUGCCGCCUCCAGCUACACCCUCAACAGUCGGGUCCACAAGCAGAGGCCAGCGAGGUACAUCGCGACGCAGCACCCGCCACUCAACCGCAGAUGCUGAUGAUGUUUUCGGCCCUGCCACACCUGUCAGAAACACAAAGCGCACGAGCGUUGCUCGCUCGGUGGGUAAACACGCUCGCACGUCUGACACGGAAACCGGUGAUGACACACUCGUCACCCCAGUCGCUGCCAUCCGUCCUACGCCUCGCAAAUCGACAGCUAGGAAGGUUGGACGAAGCGAGAUCCUCCCAUCGACAGAAUUAGACGAACACACUCCCGGUGCCAGGUCAGGAUCACACCAUGAGAGCACGUUUACGGAUGACAACCCUUUCCAGAGCGGAAGCCCCGAGGCUCCUAAAAGCGCAAGGAUGAGUUAUGAUGCUAAGCGGAAGAGUGCUUCGCGCUUAUCCACCGAUAGCCCGGCUCGGGGCCGCGGCCUCAGGUCGCGGAAAUCAGCAACUCCGUCUAGCGUUCAGCUAGAUGAUGGUUUCCAGCCACCUCAUCGGGACUCAUUUGAUUUCGAUUCCCGAUUGAUGCCUCCACAGGAGGAGCCUGGGGAGGAGUCGGAGGAAUCGGAGGAAGAUGAAGAAAGCGAAAUUGGGGCUGGUGAAGAAUUCACGCCUGAGGAACAGCUCGCUAUGUCUAUGGAACAUGAUCAGUACUCGCCACAAGUUCAGACUAGGCGACGGCCGCAAAAGCAAGGAACUCUCAGCCGCUUGGCCCCUUGGGUGGUCAUUCUUUCCCUGGCUGGCAGUUUUGGUGCCUGGUGGCGCAAAGAAAAGCUCGAAAUCGGAUACUGUGGCCUGGGAAAGCCCACCUGGUCUUUGGCAGACACAAAGGUUCCUGAUUGGGCGAAUGUUUUGGAGCCACGAUGCGAGCCAUGCCCAAGCCACGCCUUCUGCUAUCCGAAUUUUGAAGUGCGCUGCGAAAAUGAUUUCCUUUUGAAGCCGCAUCCUCUUGCUCUUGGGGGCCUGGUCCCGUUACCGCCAACAUGUGAACCGGAUAGUGAAAAGGAGCGCCGCGUGAAAGCCGUUGCUGAUAAAGCCGUUGAGGAGCUUCGUGAACGCCGGGCAAAGUGGGAAUGUGGUCAGCUGAAGGAAGACGGCAAAGGCGCCAGAUCUCCAGACAUCAGCGAGCCGGAAUUGAGGGAAGAGGUCGCGAAGAAACGCCGCAAGGGCCUGAGUGACACCGAAUUUGACGAGCUGUGGAAGGGCGCCAUUGGCGAGAUACUUGGUAAAGAUGAAGUUAUCAGCAAGACCCAGCAAAAUACCGGCAUCCUUGUCCUCUCCUCUACCUCCAUUGCACGGCUCCCACUCGCAUGCGCCGUCCGCCGCCACUUCCGACUCGCUCUCCUCGCGUAUCGACUCCCUAUUUCACUUCUAAUCCUAGUCAUUGGCCUUCUUGUGUACGCUCGUGCGCGUGUUCUCGCACGUCGGUCUGACAUCGCCCGCGUACCUGAAUUGGUAGCUACAACCCUAGACCGACUAUCCACGCAGGCUGCACUAUACGCCCGCGGCGAUGCUAAAGAACCUUACAUUGCCAUCGGUCAGCUCCGCGAUGAUGUCCUCCGCUUUGAACUCCAAGGCAAGCGUCGCGAGGAGCUUUGGCGACGGGUCCGCAACUUUGUCGAGGGCAACGCUAACGUCCGCGCCUCUGUACGGGAAGGACGGAGUGGUGAUGUUUCUCGAGUCUGGGAGUGGAUUGGUGGGAUCAACGCCGUUGGCGAGCCGGAGCAUACUGGCCGCCGUGAGAGCGCACGAUUCUCUAUCCCUUCUCCAUCUAGCAACAUCAUAACAAGCCCGCACACCCCUGCGGGUGAAGGUCAACCUGAGCCAGCUUCUAGUCCGAGAGAAUCUCGCCGCUGGGAUGAAGGCCGUCCGAUCUACUAG